AAGACCAUGAUUAGGAUCUAGUGUAAAUCGACUCUCAGACUCAACUUAACUAAGACACCUUGAAUCUACAACGAAUGCAAGCUCCGAGUUUUGUAUCAUGAGUUUAAUACUUUAUGAAGCUAUUUUUCUGCUGACUCUCUGCCUGAAGGUGACUGUCGCAGAGCUGCCCAGCUCUUGCCUCACUUCACUUACAUCUUCUGACUCUGUGCAGUGCUGUCAGACAUCACCGUUCUUGGAAAUUUCGUUUAAGCUGAGGUUCGGAUGUGAUGUCCCUGAAACCCUGGAGCAGGGAAUUCGUUUGGAAAUUCGGAAAACUCCAUCGAGUAACUGGCAGCCAGUUCGAUUUUACACACCCAGCUUUAAUGAGACCAACUCGUCAAUUGUGAGACUAUUGGGAAACAACAUGGUGACUGCAGAAGCUCUACAAUAUUCAAGUAAUUUUUCGCGACAAUUUGUGGAAGGUAACCGGCAGUUCCAGUUUCGAGAGUAUAUAUGUGAUCCUGCCUUCUUGGUGGAUGGCGUCAGUGUGAGAUGGAUGCAAAGAUUUAUGGCAAUCUCACGUUAUGGGGUAGGUACUUGGUCACUGGAUGACAUCACUCUGACUGUAUGGAAUGGCUUGUGCAGACAUGUUGUGCUAAGAAACAAUUUUGACGCUAAAAACAUGUCGAGUAUGUACCAAACCCAGGCCGGUAAUGUGACAAACUUAUCAUGUGACACAACAAACAACCAGCAGCUUUACUUCAGAAAGGAGGCUUUCAGAAUGGAAACCUCAAGGAGAUCACUGACCAUCUCUGAUUUACCCCUGGAUAACACUGCAGCAUUGUGCCCAGAGGAAGACAUAACUGGUGCUGGAUCAUGUAAUGUUUCCGAGUGUGGUGAUGGUCGCAGUGUUUGCUCUAUUGGCAGUACUCAGUGUGAUAGCUGUAAAGCGAUUGGCUACCGUGUACCAGCUGAAGGAACUAUUGGAUCAUGUUUAGAUGUUAAUGAGUGUGCAGAAAGCAAUGGUAAUUGUGAACAAACAUGUGUCAACAAACCCGGAUCUUAUCAUUGUGAAUGCAGGGAUGGAUUCAAUAUCUCUGAUAAUGGAGUCUCGUGUGUUGACUUUGACGAGUGUUUAGUUCCUGGGACCAAUAAUUGCGAACAAGAUUGUACUAACAAUGAUGGCUCGUAUAAUUGCUCAUGUUUCAAUGGAUACACGCUUCUAUCUAAUGGAUUUCAGUGUGAAGAUGUAGAUGAGUGCUCUAUGGUACCAAAUGUCUGCGACCAACUCUGCUUCAACACCAAUGGCUCUUUCCAGUGUGGGUGUAUGGAUGGGUACAUGCUGGAUAGUGACGGGAGGUCUUGUGCAGACAUCAACGAGUGCCUAACGACAGAGCGUGGGUGUGAACAGGGAUGCAAUAAUACUCCUGGCUCUUUUGUUUGUGUGUGUAAUAGAGGGUACACACUAUCUCCAGAUGGACGAAACUGUACAGACAUUAACGAGUGUGAGUCAGGCGUCUGCGGUCAGUUUUGUCGUAACACUCCUGGUUCGUACGAGUGUAGCUGUAUGAAUGGAUUCGAUCUGGCUGCUGAUCGCCGCACCUGUGAUGACAUUGAUGAAUGCAGUUCUCCUUUGAAUAACUGUGAUGAAAUGUGUUUCAACACCAAUGGGUCAUAUCAGUGUGACUGCUUGCCUGGAUUCAGUCUUUCGCCAGAUAGCUUCAGUUGUCGGGAUAUUGAUGAAUGUGUAUCUUCUGACCUGAACAAUUGUGAGGAUAUUUGUAUCAACACUAACGGCUCCUUCCAGUGUAACUGCUCAGAAGGAUUCAGUCUGUUGAAUAAUGGCUUCAGUUGUCAAGAUAUUAAUGAGUGUGAAUCUUCUGACUUAAACCAGUGUGAAGCGCAAUGUUUGAACACUCAUGGCUCUUACCAGUGCAGCUGCCCUCAAGGAUUUAACGUGUCAACAAAUGGCUUCAGUUGUCAAGACAUUGAUGAAUGUGCAUCUUCAGAGAUGAAUGAGUGCAAUGAAAUUGCGAUGUCACUGUGUAGAAACACUAAUGGGUCCUACAAGUGUGUUUGUCAAAGUGGAUUCAUUUCUGUGCGUAACGACUCUGUUUGUCAAGGUGUGGAAUUUGGGAGCCUGGAAGAAAUUCGCAAUGCACUGAAUAACUCAAAUAGCACACAAAUAGCUAAACUGCUUGCUGAUUUGGUUUCCAGACUUAUUAAAAAUGGACAGCUGGCCUCUCGGGAGUUCAGCGUGUUGCUAACUAACAUUGUGGAUGACUUCUUUGGCAGAGUGGAUACUGGUGGGGGAGAGAAUGCAGACCAAGAAGCAGUAAGUAGUGUGCUCAACACUUUGGACCAGUUUGCUCUCAGAGUAUAUGAUGACAGGGAGCCAAAGCUAGAGACCGAUGGAUUCCAAUUGAUGGUGACUAAUGGAAGCUCCGGACGUUUUGAAGGCAUUUCGAUAGGUGGCAACAUCAUUACUCUACCUUCUGACUUUGGAGAAGGAGUCAAAGUUGCAUCAUUCUUCUUCAAGAAUCUGUCCAAUGCCCUCCCAUCCGGCCCUGGAAUAGACAGUGAAAAGAUGCCAGUCAUCAGCUCCAGUGUGCUGUGCGACAACUGUGAUGCGUCCAACCUUAAUAUUAGUGACCCAGUGCGUUAUCAGCUUGUAGUCAACAAAACUGACAACAAUACUCAGCUGGAUUGUGUCUUCUAUAACUUAACAUCGCAUGCCUGGUCUAAUGAAAGUUGUACAAGGAAUGAUGAGCUGAGCAAUGAAACUGUGUCUGUUUGUGAGUGCACUCAUCUUACACAUUUCGCCAUUCUUCUGAGCCCUGGAAUAAAUACAUCCGAAGAAAUUAUCCGUCAACUUGAAAUUGUUAGUUAUGUCAGUGUGUCCAUUUCUCUCUUCUGUCUUGUGUUGACUAUCCUGGCCCUCACAAUAGUCAAGUCGCUAUGGGGAAUGCGUAAUUUUAUCCACGUCAACUUGUGUGGAUGCUUGUUUAUUGCUCAACUGCUGUUUGUCACCACAGUGGACAAGACAGACAAUGUUGUGUUUUGUCAGUCAAUUGCUGUUGUUUUGCACUAUGCCUUCCUGGUUACAUUCAUGUGGAUGCUCAUGGAAGGGGUUGUUUUGUAUGUUGUUCUUGUGCAAGUGUUUGUCAAAAGGCCAAAACUGUACAUGGCAUUCUUUGCUCUAGUGAGCUAUGGUUUGCCUCUGCUCUACCUGUGCUUAACUGUUCCACUGGGCUUUGCCCUGAGAGGUUCAGAUGGAGAACCCCACUAUGGAAGCAGUGAUGCGUGUUGGCUUCGUUAUGAUACUGGGUUUGUUUGGGCAUUCAUUGCACCAGUCAUACUGAUUAUAUUGAUCAACAUAGGAUUCUUCAUCAUGUCUGUGUACAUUAUGAGGAAGCAUACCAAGCGCCAGUCGCAAAAGUCCCGCUUGACAAGCAUAGCUCAAUGGCUGAAAUCGAGUGUGGUGUUACUUAUUUGUAUGGGUAUUCCAUGGAUCAUUGGAGUGGCAGUUUUCACUGAAACCAUAGCCCUUGCCUUCAUUUUUUCUAUCUUCGUCGGAUUGCAGGGCUUCAUAAUAUUCAUCUUAUUUGUUCCAUUGUCGAAACAGGUUAGAGAAGGCUACAAGAAGUGGUGGAGGGGCAAAUUGUCAGAAUCAGAAUUUCUUAGCAAACACUUCUCAUCUUCUGAUUUAAAUCACAAAUCUAGCAUUUUGGAGCGGUUGAGCUCGUUCAAAACAUCAACAUUACGAGGUUCGAAGUCAGGUACGUACCGAAGCAGUCGUAUAGACCGAAGCAGUCAUACAGACCGAAGCAGUCAUGCAGAUGAUCAUGAUAUCAAGCUACCAGAGACUAGUGACAAUACACCAUCACAGUCACCACCACCUUAUGAAGAGUAUGUAGUACAAUCUCAGAAAGUAGUGAAUGUUGGCAAUGGGUCAACACCACACGUUGAGAAAGGAGAGCACAUUGACGGCAUGUCAGUGUCAGCUCUUCAAAAUGGGAGCUCAGAACAUGUCAAAGUAGACCUUAGCAAUGGCAUUGAAAAUGUUGAAAGGAAAUCGAUGUUUGAAGAGCAGAGAAUCAAGUUUACUGAUAGUGUGCCUGAUGUUCGAGAGUACCAAAUCGAGGGGACAAGUUUGUAAAAUCACUGUUGCUGUUUAUAUACACUGUAUCAUUGUGUGUAUACGUGUUUGUGUUGAACAAUAAUAGUAUAAUUAUAGCAUACACUAUAACAUCUUGCCGCUGUUUCACCAUCACAAUAUUCAUAUUAUUUUUACGAGUAUAAUAAAUAAUUAUUAUACUUCCUAUAGCUAUAAACCGAUUAUUGUAUGUGUCGUUAUUGAUGUUAAUAUUACAUAUUGUGUAUAGCGAAA
This is a messenger RNA of Halichondria panicea, 4369 nucleotides long. RefSeq names its product adhesion G protein-coupled receptor E2-like. The record is from RefSeq and is a predicted model, not a curated record. The transcript is spliced from 33 exons. Bases 98 to 4138 code for a protein of 1346 amino acids. Gene Ontology annotation, biological process: cell surface receptor signaling pathway; G protein-coupled receptor signaling pathway. Gene Ontology annotation, molecular function: calcium ion binding; G protein-coupled receptor activity. Gene Ontology annotation, cellular component: membrane. Lineage: Eukaryota; Metazoa; Porifera; Demospongiae; Suberitida; Halichondriidae.